CUUUGUUUUCUUUUGCCAUCUCCAUUGACGCGUUGAGGGGACAGUCCAUGGGCAGCUCGUAGAGUAGACGCGCCUUCACCGGCUCGCGUAGUUAAAGCGGCGCUUUCUUUCCUCUUUCUUUCUUUCUUUCUUUAAUCGCUUCUCUAUUGGCAUGAAUACUAGUUUGUGGUGGUUGAACUCUUGUUGCGAGAUUCUCCCGUCAUUCCUCUUCUCAAUCGUGUUGGCACUGGAAGGAACUGGAGGAUCAGGGCUGGAGUGCUCACUCGGAUGCCAGUUGGACCGAUUCUUUACUACAGGAGCGAAAUGCCGGUCAGAUUUUAGGCGACUUGUUAAUCUAAGAUCUGCUGAUAAUUGAGCUAUUUGUUCUGCGGAUCUGAUUAAAGGUUGGAUUGGGUUUGGAAACUGCAAUGGAGGCUGACGGAGAAAAAGGGAAACCUGCAAAGCACUCUAGCGGCCAUGUGUGCCAAAUUUGUGGUGAUGGUGUGGGCACAACAGUGGAUGGUGAUCUAUUCGUUGCCUGUGACAUUUGUGGGUUUCCUGUCUGCAGGCCUUGCUAUGAGUAUGAGAGGAAGGAUGGGAAACAGUCGUGUCCCCAGUGCAAGACCAAGUACAAGAGACACAAAGGAAGCCCUCCUAUUUAUGGAGAGGAGGAUGACGAUGCUGAUGUUGAUGAUGUGAGAGAUUUCAAUUAUCCAACUGGAAAUCAGGAUCAGAAGCCAAAGAUUGCUGAACGCAUGUUGGGUUGGCAGCAUGAGCAAGGGGAAGAUAUUGGUCCAAAAUAUGAUAGUGGAGAACUCCCUCAGAAUCACAUGCCCUUGCUGGCUCAUAAGCAGGGGCUAUCAGGGGAACUUCCAAUGCAAUCACCUGAUCAUAUGAUGUCCUCUGGAGGUGGAAAACAUGUUCAUCCUCUACCUUUCCGGUCACCUAACACAUCCAGAGAAUUUGGCAAUGUUGCCUGGAAAGAGAGAGUUGACGGAUGGAAGAUGAAGCAUGACAAAAAUGGUGUGGCAAUGACCAAUGGUACUAGUCACCCACCUUCUGAAGGCAGGGGAGUUGGGGAUAUUGAUGCAUCUACUGAUUAUAAUAUGGAUGAUGCUUUAUUAAAUGAUGAAGCCCGUCAGCCUCUUUCUAGGAAAGUGCCAAUUUCAUCUUCCAAGAUAAAUCCAUACAGGAUGGUGAUUGUGUUACGUCUUGUUAUACUCUGUGUUUUCCUCCAUUAUCGAAUCACAAAUCCUGUCCGCAAUGCAUAUGCUUUAUGGCUAUUAUCUGUAAUAUGUGAGAUAUGGUUUGCUAUUUCUUGGAUAUUGGAUCAGUUCCCCAAGUGGUUCCCUGUGAAUCGUGAAACUUAUCUUGACAGACUGUCCAUAAGAUAUGACAGAGAAGGUGAACCAUCAGAGCUGGCUGCUGUUGACAUUUUUGUCAGUACAGUUGAUCCUCUAAAAGAGCCUCCUCUUGUCACAGCCAACACUGUAUUAUCAAUCCUGGCUGUAGACUACCCUGUUGAUAAGGUCUCUUGCUAUGUUUCUGAUGAUGGUGCCGCUAUGCUCACAUUUGAAGCACUCUCUGAAACUUCAGAGUUUGGAAGGAAAUGGGUUCCUUUCUGUAAGAAAUACAGCAUUGAGCCUCGGGCUCCUGAAUGGUAUUUCUCGCAGAAAAUUGAUUACCUCAAGGAUAAAGUUCAACCUUCAUUUGUGAAAGAUCGCAGAGCAAUGAAGAGGGAAUAUGAAGAAUUUAAAAUCCGUAUCAAUGGCCUUGUUGCAAAAGCACAAAAAGUUCCUGACGAAGGGUGGAUCAUGCAGGAUGGCACACCAUGGCCUGGGAAUAACACAAGAGAUCACCCUGGAAUGAUCCAGGUGUUCUUGGGCCAUAGUGGAGGGCUUGACACUGAAGGCAAUGAACUUCCCCGUUUAGUCUAUGUAUCACGUGAGAAACGCCCAGGUUUCCAACAUCACAAAAAGGCUGGUGCUAUGAAUGCUCUUGUACGUGUGUCAGCAGUCCUUACUAAUGGACCUUUCAUGUUGAAUCUUGAUUGUGAUCAUUACAUAAACAACAGCAAGGCUUUGAGAGAAGCAAUGUGCUUCCUUAUGGAUCCAAAUCUUGGUAGGCAAGUUUGUUAUGUACAAUUCCCUCAGAGGUUUGAUGGUAUCGACAAGAAUGAUCGAUAUGCCAAUUGUAAUACUGUGUUUUUCGAUAUUAAUUUGAGAGGUCUCGAUGGUAUCCAAGGUCCAGUUUAUGUUGGUACUGGUUGUGUCUUCAACCGAACAGCUUUGUAUGGUUAUGAACCUCCUAUCAAGAAUAAGAACAAAUUGAAGACCUUCUCUUUUUGCUGUGGAGGCUCUCAUAAAAAGAAAUCUAAAUCAAGCAAAAAAAAUUCAGAUAAGAAAAGGUCAAACAAGCAUAUGGAUAAUACUGUGCCAAUAUUUAAUCUUGAAGAUAUAGAAGAGGGAGUUGAAGGUGUUGGCUUUGAUGAUGAAAAGUCAUUGCUGAUGUCACAAAUGAGUCUGGAGAAAAGGUUUGGUCAAUCAGCAGUCUUUGUUGCCUCAACAUUGAUGGAACAUGGCGGUGUUCCUCAGUCUGCAACUCACGAGUGUCUUUUGAAAGAAGCCAUCCAUGUCAUCAGCUGUGGUUAUGAGGAUAGGACAGAAUGGGGAACUGAGAUUGGAUGGAUUUAUGGUUCUGUGACAGAGGAUAUUCUCACUGGAUUCAAGAUGCAUGCUCGCGGUUGGAAGUCCAUAUACUGCAUGCCCGAGCGCCCAGCAUUCAAAGGUUCUGCUCCUAUCAAUCUUUCAGAUCGUCUGAACCAAGUGCUUCGAUGGGCCUUGGGGUCUGUUGAGAUUCUCUUCAGCCGUCAUUGCCCAAUAUGGUACGGGUACGGAGGACGAUUGAAGUUCUUGGAAAGAUUUGCAUACAUCAACACCACCAUUUACCCAUUGACUUCAGUUCCCCUACUAUUGUAUUGUACACUUCCUGCCAUUUGUCUACUCACCGGAAAAUUCAUUAUCCCCCAGAUUAGUAAUGUUGCAAGUAUCUGGUUCAUUUCUCUCUUCAUUUCCAUUUUCGCCACCGGCAUUCUGGAAAUGCGAUGGAGUGGUGUUGGAAUCGAUGAAUGGUGGAGGAACGAACAGUUUUGGGUCAUCGGUGGUGUCUCAGCUCAUCUCUUUGCUGUCUUCCAAGGUCUUCUCAAAGUUCUUGCUGGUAUCGACACCAACUUCACUGUUACAUCCAAAGCUUCUGAUGAAGAUGGGGACUUUACGGAGCUCUACAUGUUCAAAUGGACCACUCUUUUGAUACCGCCGACAUCCCUUCUCAUUGUCAAUUUCGUCGGUGUGGUGGCGGGCAUCUCCUAUGCGAUAAACAGUGGAUACCAAUCUUGGGGUCCUCUCUUUGGGAAGCUCUUCUUCGCCUUCUGGGUGAUUGUUCACUUGUAUCCCUUCCUCAAGGGCCUUAUGGGGAGGCAAAACCGCACACCGACGAUCGUCGUGGUUUGGUCCAUUCUCCUUGCGUCCAUCUUUUCCUUAUUGUGGGUCCGUAUUGAUCCAUUCACGACUCGGGUAACUGGACCCGAUGUGCAGAAAUGCGGCAUCAACUGCUAGAGAAUGCAUCACAAAAACUAACUAGACUAGACUGAAUUCUGUACAAGUUUUAUGCAUAUCAAGUAUGUGAAGACACUUUAAAUUAAAUUGUUAAUAUUUUUAUUAUUGGUUUACUAACUCUGUUUGUCUUUUGAAUGUGGACAAUCUUAUUAAAUUCAGUUUCAUUUUGGCAUAA
Zingiber officinale is the source of this 3768-nucleotide messenger RNA. RefSeq names its product probable cellulose synthase A catalytic subunit 8 [UDP-forming]. The coding region runs from base 408 to 3593 and encodes 1061 amino acids. The transcript is spliced from 15 exons. The record is from RefSeq and is a predicted model, not a curated record. Gene Ontology annotation, molecular function: cellulose synthase (UDP-forming) activity. Gene Ontology annotation, biological process: plant-type primary cell wall biogenesis; cellulose biosynthetic process. Gene Ontology annotation, cellular component: plasma membrane; trans-Golgi network. NCBI's taxonomy places the organism in Eukaryota, Viridiplantae, Streptophyta, Magnoliopsida, Zingiberales, Zingiberaceae.